Messenger RNA from Carassius carassius (crucian carp), 1635 nucleotides. Its product is annotated as piggyBac transposable element-derived protein 2-like. Bases 1 to 1635 code for a protein of 544 amino acids. The record is from RefSeq and is a predicted model, not a curated record. The transcript has 3 exons. Lineage: Eukaryota; Metazoa; Chordata; Actinopteri; Cypriniformes; Cyprinidae.
AUGAAGCCGUCAGUGUUCUAUGGCAAGGCUGAGAGGAGGGCUGAAAUGUACAGGGUACAAGUGGUUAUACCAUCACAUGAAAGUGAGGAUGAGCUAGGGAUCAGUGACGAGGAGUAUGAGAGGCAGGCAGAAUUAGUUGAAGUUGAAGCUCAGGAGGAGGCACCUGCACCUCCUGAGGUGGAAAAGGCUCAGAAUCUGAAUUGGCAAAGGAGGCGAACCAUCCUGCCAGUACCCAAAUGGAAAGGUGCACUACCGAAUCUAAUGAUGGUCCGUGAGCCAAUUCAAUACUUUGAAGGCCUUCUCAAUAGAGAAGUUUUUGAAGAUGUGGCAAAGCAGACAAAUCUUUACGCAGUACAGGAAGAUCCCAGCAAGCCACUUAAUGCAUCAGCAGAUGAGAUUCAGCAAUUCUUUGGCAUAUGCCUUUACAUGUCUGCUUAUGGCUUACCGUACACCCGUAUGUACUGGGGCAAAGAUACUCGAGUUGAUAAAGUGGCAGAUGUCAUGUCACUGUCCCGCUGGGAGAUGAUUAAAAGAUUCUUGCACUUCGCAGAUAACACUGAGCAAGUUGCUGAAGGCCAACCUGGAUUUUGUUCAAGAAGUGGGCUGAAAACGUACAACCCCAAAAAGCCCAAACGAUGGGGAUACAAAAUCUUUGUGUUAGCUGAUCAACAUGGCAUUGUCCACAAUUUUGAAUUCUACACUGGUGCUGUCCCUGCUGCUGAGGGAAUGCCUGACAUCGGUGCAAGUGGCAAUGUAGUGCUAAGAUUGGCCUCAGUCAUCCCUCCCAACAUGUCUUACAAACUGUUUUAUGAUAAUUGGUUUUGUGGGGUAGACCUACAAGUCAUCCUGGAGAAAUUUAAAAUCCACAGUGUGGGAACUGUGAGAAAGAACAGACUUGCCGGUUGUGUCUUCACAGAAGACAAAGAAAUGAAGGCUAAAGGUCGCGGAACAUUUGAGGAAAUGGAGGCAAAACACAAAAGCGUCACGUUGAAAGCCGUGAAAUGGUUCGACAAUCGUCCAGUUAUCCUCCUCAGUACCUUCGCUGCAGCAACCCCCACCACCACAGUGCAGAGGUGGGACAAGAAAGCAAAGCAGAUGGUAACAGUUGUGCGACCCAACAUUGUCACCGUGUACAACAAGUGCAUGGGUGGUGUUGGCCUAUUGGAUUCCCUCAUUGCCCUGUACCGUACUAAGAUCAGAUCCAAGAAGUGGUACCACUGCAUUGUGUUUCACUUCUUUGAUCUUACAGUGGUGCAGGCAUGGUUGCUUUACCGCAGGGACUCUGAUGCCAUGGGAAUUUCACAGAAGACACAAUUGAGCUUACUGGACUUCAAGGUCAAUGUGGCACUCUGCCUUACAAAGGUCAACAAGGGCACCACCAAACGAAAAGGUAGACCCUCACAGAGUUUGGAGGUCCGUAUAGAAGAGAAGCGGCACAAAGGACCCACUGCCCCCCUUCCACCAAGCAGCAUCCGUCUUGACCGCUUUGAUCACUGGCCAGAGAUGGGUGCACCAAAAGGAAGGUGCAAGAGUCCUGGCUGCAAGGGAAUCGUCAGAGUGGUUUGCUCUAAGUGCAAGGUGCACCUCUGCCUUAACGGAGAGAACAACUGCUUUAAGGUGUUUCACAUAGAGUAG